AUGGGCUCGCCCCUGCCGAGCUGGACGCUGCUGCUGCCGCUGCUGUUGGCAAUGCUACUGCCUGGCGCCGGGGGCGAGCCGCCCCGGCCGGCGGCCAGCUAUCAGGCCACGCCGAAGCCGACCCCGGCGGCCGGCUACCAGGCCACGCCGAAGCCGGCUCCGGCGCCCGGCUAUCUGCCGCCGGCGCUGCCGCCCGGGCACCACGCGCUGCCCGGCGUGCUCCAGCGGCAGCAGCAGCGGCACGUGCAGCAGUGGGAGGAGGCGAAGACACACCGCGGGAUGGCGGACGUGCAGCAGAAGGCGGGCGCAAUGUUCUACUAUCACGCGCCGAAACCGUCGCGAUCCGGUCCCGCUGACACCGGCGUCAUGCACAAGCUCAAGCUCAAGUUCGGCUCGGCGAUGAGCGAGUUCAAGAAGUUCGCUAAGCAGCUCUCGUCACCGCCGCGGGGGACACCGUCAAGUCGCAAAAGGCAGCCGCCAGGUCAGCCGGGUCGAGCGAAGCGGCCCCCGCACGGCGACGGUCCGGGUCACCGCCGUCCGACCGGCAGCCAUCGCCGGCCGAGACCGCCGAAGAGACGACGGAACACGACCAUCACCGCUGAGGAGGAGGCCAGGCGAGCCAGAGAGCGUCUGCAGACGGGUGAUCUCUGGCUGGGUGAGUUUUUGGUCUGGAUGUUCGGACUGCUGUACGUCGGAGGCGUUACCAUCGGCUGAGACUGUGCAUCGGCGAAGACCAGCGGGAAAGCCAAUGCUAAUGGAAUGGAUGGGAACUCCGGAAUGAGACUGAUGCAAGGAAGCUGCGCUGGUAUGACAGAGGUCUACGGUGGUGCGGGCACCUCGAAAAAAGCGUGAGACUUGGGUUUUUACGCCGACGUUUUGUUAGUUUACUGUUGUUGGAGUGCGUCACAAAGAGGUGUGGGUUAAUAUACAUCGCAAAAAGUAUUUGCCCUAUCGGUACACACUCAGGACAAUUCAAGGUGGUGAAUGAGGCUUAACGAAAAUGCGUUACAAUGUAUGCGUUGCAGAUAUUUAAUUUUCAAAGAUGAAUAUCCAUGAAUAUCAAUGUGAGGUGCGAUUCGAUACAAAAUAUAGUGAUACGCACGCAUCGCUGGGCCUGGACGCAUGCAUGCGCAUUAACAAUAACAAUGAAUUUCGUAGGAUAGCAAGGCAUGCGUUGUCACUGCAAUGAUAAUGGUCGUAUGGGUUAUCCAGGCUACGCAAUGCACUCAAAUGUUGCGUUGAGUCCCCUAGCUUCGCUGAUUUCGCCUAAAUUUACCAUCCACGUCUUGCCAAUGUCAUCCUUGCUAGUCCUUUUCACUUUAAGGUUAUUUUCCACCUGGCACAUUGUUCUAUAUGCAUACAUGCAUGUCCGUUUGAUUCGUUGCCCGCAGCAUGUGAAGUUUUACAAAUAAUGUUAAAGGUUGCUUGUUGUCCAUUGUCGAGCCGCCAGAUGAUUAUAAGUUAGGUCAAGUCGCGUGUGUUAUUACCUCAUCGGAGCUUUCCUUAUUUUGCAGAGAAAAGCUGGUUCAAGUCAAAGUGCAUUACCACUAUUUAUUUUCAACAGGCAGCAUCAGAUCAUCAGAGGGCCUUCCAUGCUGAUCAGCUUGCCUUUGAUCCUGAGUACAAUAUGCAUUUUUAAUCAAGGCGACGCAUGUUCGGGAUUUGUUGCAGCUGAUUAUGCGCUUACUAAAAUCGAAAUUUGGUAUCACUUCCUGGACGAAUACAACGGAAUAGCUCUGUGAAUA
Pollicipes pollicipes is the source of this 1745-nucleotide messenger RNA. RefSeq names its product translation initiation factor IF-2. Lineage: Eukaryota; Metazoa; Arthropoda; Thecostraca; Pollicipedomorpha; Pollicipedidae. The record is from RefSeq and is a predicted model, not a curated record. The coding region runs from base 1 to 714 and encodes 237 amino acids. The transcript is spliced from 2 exons.